Molecule: messenger RNA, 1060 nt
Organism: Cuscuta campestris
Lineage: Eukaryota; Viridiplantae; Streptophyta; Magnoliopsida; Solanales; Convolvulaceae
Source: the annotation of a GenBank genome assembly
CGCCCGAAAAGGUAUUUAUUAAAAUAAAGCAUAGUAGUUGUGGUCCACCUUGUCUUGGAAUAAGUGGCUUCAAUCGAUUUAGGAACUUUAAGAAUCCUUUGGAGGAUCCAAAAAAUGAGCAAAUGAAAACUUUCAUGGAUUUGAUUAAUUUUUUAAUGCCAAAGUUUGUGUUGAUGGCGAAUGUUGUUGAUCUUUUAAAAUUUACGAGUUUCUUGGGAGAUAUGCUUUAAGCCAGCUUGUAGGGAUGAAUUAUAAGGCACGGAUGGGUAUGCUUGCUGGUGGAGCGUAUGGCCUCCCACAAUUUUGCAUGCGUGUCUUUUUGUGGGGUGCCCUUCAAGGAGAGAAGCUGUCAAAAUUUCCUUUGCCAACCCACAAAGUUGAUAGUAGAGGCAUCAUUUCCAAAGAGUUUGAGUGCAACAAUGCUGAAUAUGAAAACCAUGAUGUCAACCUAAAGGACACACUCUUUCUUGAAGAUGCCAUUUCCGAUCUUCCUAAGGUUGAGAAUACUGAGUUGAAUGAAGACGAUUUUCAACGCGUAUGCCAUGUUCCAAAGAGGAAGGGCGCAAAUUUCAGAGAUUUACUUGGUGUUCGCGUGGUUGGCAAUAAGGUUGAGUUGGAUCCAAAUGUCGAAAGAGUGGCUGAGCCUCAAAAUCAGGCCAUUUGUCACCCUGUCCAAGACCGAGUUCUCACAAUCAGAGAAAACGCGCGGUUACAGGAAUUUCCUGAUUACUACAAGCUUUGUGGCUCCAUCAAAGACAAGUACACACAAGUGGGAAAUGCAGUUGUUGUUCUAGUUGCCAAAGCUUUAGGUUACUCAUUAGCUCUCUCAUUCAAAGGCUUGUCUGAAGCAGCCGCCAUGUUUACAUUGACCGAAGGAUAUGGCGCGAUUCAAGAGCUACCAGCUAAUCAAACCUCUCCUGCCGAAUUUCCAUAAUGAAGUUUUUGAAGGUUAUUAUUGAUUGCGCUAUGGCAUACAGUUUUUAAAAGUAAUUAUUCUUUUCUUCUCUGCAUUUGGACAAGUUAAAAAAACCCAUUGUUGCAGUAAAAUUUAGUUUGUUGU